AUGGAAACUCUUCUACAAGAUCAAACAACUUUCAAACGUAUUUAUGAUGAUCCAACCAUUAGUGAUGAAGAUCGUCUGAUACGUUUGUUAUUGCGUUUAGAAAAAGAAGGCUUCAUUACUAAUGAAGAAUAUAAUAUGGUUAAAUCAAUAGAUUCGAGACCAGCUCGUCUCUAUGGUCUUCCAAAAUUACAUAAAGCAAAAGAAAAGUAUCCAUUACGUCCUGUUACGUCUGCAAUUAAAACAGUUGGAUAUGGCUUAGGAAAAAUGCUUACUAAUCGAUUAUCACAUCUUCGAACAAGUCCAUAUGGUGUUAAUGAUUCAUUUGAUUUUUUAAACAAAAUUAAAUCAUCAAAAAAUGUGGAUAAGAGAAUGGUUUCGUUUGAUGUAGAAUUGCCAAGAACAAAACAAUGUAGUAAAUAUAAGCGGAGAAUUCAUUUUCAAACGCUACUUCGAACAGCUCCAUCUGAUACACAUUUUACCUUUAACAACAAUAUGUAUGUUCAAAUUAAUCGUGUUGAAAUCGGUGCUCCAUUAGCACCAGUGAUUGCUGAUAUCUUUAUGGCUCAUCUUGAAACAACAUUGAUGGAUAGAUUAAUACAAUUAGGUC
Messenger RNA from Rotaria sp. Silwood2, 607 nucleotides. The record is from the annotation of a GenBank genome assembly. NCBI's taxonomy places the organism in Eukaryota, Metazoa, Rotifera, Eurotatoria, Philodinida, Philodinidae.